AUGGUCGCGCCGCCGCUGGAUUAUGUCGGCUGGGGCUUGCUAAGGGGGUACCCGUGGUGGCCACUAUAUCUUCUCGACCCGGCCAAGAUUAGUCCACUGUUCAAGGCAACGGAUGGGAAGUUCCAGGACAUCCUAGCGCAAGCGAAAGCAUCGCCCAAGCCCCAGCGUCUCGCCUACUACUUCGGUUCCCACGACUUUGGGCUGCACAAAGCUACCCAAGUGAAACCUUGGCUCCACUCGCAACACCUAGCGUACACCAAGGGGUUCCCGUCCCGAGCUUGUUCCGACGACCAGACAGCCUUGCUGCUGUCCCACGCCGUGCGCGAGGCCACGGACUUCGUUGUUACAGACCCAGCUGAACGCGUGCUGCCAGAGCUGACAUCAGCAGACUACAACUUUGCAGGCAACCACGUUGCCGUUGUCCCCUUCAAAAAGGCACCCAGAGUCGUGACAAUUGUCGUGGACUCGGACGACGACGUUCCUACGACAUCGGCCCCCUCGUCCCCCUCUCCCCCCGCCCUAACCAACAACGGCAAUAUCGAUCGCCGUCGUCGCAAAACCAUAGUGCCCCGGGUCUCAACACCCGAGCCGCGCAAGCGGUGGCUUGGCGAAUCGGUGGCGUUAAAGCAAGUUCCCGUGAACUCCGUGUGCUGGGCCAAAACGGAGGUGUUUGUCGACCCAUGGUUGCCAGUGUUCGUCUGUAAUCCGUCAGAACUUGACCCGGGAGUGCAGAAUUUAGGUCGUGUCAAUGCGCGCAUCUUGGAAAUUGCCGCAACGCACCCUAGGACCAUUUCGGUGGUGUACUACUUCGGCGCGCGAACUUUUGGUGUGAUCAAAUCGAAAGGCCAAAUCGAGCCCUGGAACGGUGCCAACCACGACGCGUACCUGUACCAAACGUGGCUGGACGAUGAAGAUUUGGACGGUGUAGCGUUGGGCGUCGAAGAUGCCGAGGCGUUUGUAGCUUCAAACUCUGCUCGACCGUACGAAUCUGAAUCCGAAAACGCCCGGAUUUCGGCGGACAAAGGGGAUGUGUGGGACGACAUGGGCGACGACGAGACGUACACCAACGAGUCGGGGUCGGACGUUGACAUUGCCGAGCCCCCUUUAUUCCCGCACAACGCAGUCAAAGUGGUGGAAGUUGCAACGAGCAGCACGCCACCAACUGACGAACUGAGAAGUCCGAUCGAGCCGAAACGUGUCAUGUCACCUUCACCCCCCCGCAAUACAACCAGCCGUCGUGACGACGUGAUAGUGGUAUCCCGUGCCAUAAAAAAGCCUUGUGUUGACCGCUCAAGUCCCCCCAGGCAACUGUACGAGUACUUGGUCAUUCCAAUGGUAACGGGGCACUCGAGGCCUCGGACCUCCAAUGCGUACUUGGUAUGGGCCAAGCGCAAGAACUGUCCGUGGUGGCCUGGGUACGUCUGUGACCCGCUUCGAUUGCGCCCCCAUUUGUUUCUUUUGGGGAGAGCACACAAAGUGGAUCUGGACAUUGCCAAAACGAACCAAGAUGUGUUCAAGUUGGUCUACUUUUUCGGUCGCCACGACUUGGGCCGUCAGCAUGCCACCCGACAUGGCAGUCUCAAGCCAUGGAACGGUCCUGACCACGAAACACUAGCUUGUGGCCCCCCGCCAGUUGAAUGCAACGUUACCGAGCGAACACGCGCGCAGUUCCAGAAUGCAAUGGCGGAAGUAAAGGAAUUUCUAGCCACAAGCGCUGUCACCCGUGUGCUGCCGUACAUGGUUCCGUCGGACCUGGAUCCAGAUGUGACCGAGCCAGAAGUCCCGCUGCUGCCCAAGGAAUGCCUCGUGUGGGCUCUCACCAAGGACCACCCGUGGAUGCCGGGAUACUUGUGCGACCCUUGGGGCUCCCCGAAGAAGCUCGCAGGACGCGUGCCACAACAACUCGUGAUCACUGCUCGCCAACAAGGACCCAACUGCUGGCUUGUGUACUACUUUGGCCUCCACUCGUUCGUGAUCCAUUCCAUUCGAGGCACACUCAAAUUGUGGAAGUGCGACGACCACGAGUCACUUUUACAAGGAUAUGCUGAAUCCCCCGUGGCGGAUGACAGCAUUUGGAACUCGUUUAUGGAUGCAGUGGACGAAGUCAAGUACCCAAACAACAGCAUUGCUGGAUCGCGAGGACGAGGAGGAAUGCAAGGCCAAGGCGACGAAGAGGCCUCGGCAGACUGA
Molecule: messenger RNA, 2190 nt
Organism: Aphanomyces astaci
Lineage: Eukaryota; Oomycota; Saprolegniomycetes; Saprolegniales; Verrucalvaceae
Exons: 14
Coding region: 1-2190 (729 amino acids)
Source: RefSeq, a predicted model, not a curated record